AUGAAGGCUGCUCUAGCUCUGGGCCUGGCUCUGGCCGGCGCCGUCUCUGCCGAGUUCAACUACUACAACCACAGCUGCACGCCCGAGACGGUGCGCAUCCGCAAGGAAUGGCGUAACCUGACCUCCACCGAGCAGGACGAGUAUCUCACGGCUGUGAACUGCCUGAUGGAUCUCCCUGCCCAGUCUGGGCUGAGCGCGACGACCAACCGCUUCAGUGACCUGCAGGCCUUGCACCGUUACUUUACCAACACUCCCUUUGGAGACAUCAUUCACGAUGUGGGCCAAUUCUUCCCCUGGCACCGGUAUUUCAUUCAUCUGGAGGAAACCUUCCUGCGCGAGGAAUGCAACUAUACCGGCCCGUUGCCCUGGUGGAACGAGGAGUAUGAUGCCAACACGGGCGAGGCCUUUGGCUCGUCUAUGUGGGAUUCUGAUGCGUUUGGUGGCAACGGUGUGGGCGCUGACAACUGCGUUAUUGACGGCGCGUUUGCCAACUACACCGAGCACAUCGGACCUGAGAACGAGGAUACCACGUACUGCAUGGACCGCGAUUGGAACAACGAUCUCGCUGUUGCCAGUGCUGUCUCUAACAUGGUGAACAUCUGUGCCGAGUUUGAUAACUAUUCCCAAUGGUACUUCUGCGUUGCCGAGAUCAACCACAAGGGUGUGCACACUGCUGUGGGAGGAAUUAUGGCUGAUAUCAAAUCCUCCCCCGGUGACCCCGUUUUCUUCCUGCACCACGCCUACAUUGACCGCAUGUGGUGGAACUGGCAGAAGACCGACCCCGAGAACCGCCUGUACCAGAUCGGUGGCUGGGUGGUCAACGAGACCGCGAACCCUGAGCCUGCCCACGGUUGGGGUGAAACCACUCUCGGCUACGUGCUGAGCUCGUACGACAUGCUGCCCAACGUCACCGUCGAGGAGGUCAUGAACCCGAUGAACGGUUACCUGUGCUAUGACUACGAGAACUAG
Penicilliopsis zonata CBS 506.65 is the source of this 969-nucleotide messenger RNA. RefSeq lists its product as hypothetical. The coding region runs from base 1 to 969 and encodes 322 amino acids. The record is from RefSeq and is a predicted model, not a curated record. Gene Ontology annotation, molecular function: oxidoreductase activity. The transcript has 3 exons. Lineage: Eukaryota; Fungi; Ascomycota; Eurotiomycetes; Eurotiales; Aspergillaceae.